AAAUGAAACCAAAGUCAAGGGCGAAAGCAGGGAUUUGAACGCGUGGUCUGUAUAUGAGCAGAGCCCAGCUGACGAGAGAACUCCGUCUCCUGCAGACUCGCGUAUUUGCCUGCGUCACACGCUACUUCAGCUAUUUAUCGUCAUAUUCCGCAUCAGUUGCCCAAGAAGAUAAUCUAAGCAGGUAUGAUUCUAAUCCGGCUAAGUCGAGCAGCCCUGGGGAGGCACAUCAUGGGCAAGGCAGUGCGCUUCCCUGGAAGAUUUGCUAAUGCCACCACUUCGACAGCUCCAGCGUGCUCUCGCUGUUUCUACCGUGGACCAUGGCGCGACCCCUUUACCCAGAUGGAAACAUUCAUGAGGGAUAUGGAGAGGAAGUUCAAGAGAGACAUUGAUAACAGCCUGAAUUCAUUUUUACGAGAUUUUCCUCGUGCGGGUGCACAUGGAAUAGACACUAAAUCUCCGGUGAUUGCAAAGCCAGGGUUUGGAUAUAUGGAAAAUAUCUCGACAGAGGACACGUACAAACUAGCCUUCAACUUCGUUGAUGCCAAGCCAGAGGAUGUCAAGGUUACCCUUAAAGGACGAACAUUGACAGUCACUGCAAAAGCCGAAGCUUCAACUGAAACAACAAAGUCCUCCUACGGAACAUCUAUCGAGUACCAGCUGCCAGAAGAGGUAAAUGUGGAUGCCCUGGAGUCUUCUCUUUCCCAUGAUGGAAUUCUAACAAUUGAGGCUCCACAAACACCACCCAAGGAGGCAGAAACAUCUCACACAAUUAACAUCAACAGGGAAGAGUAGACGUGCAUACCAGGUACCUGCAGGUUUGAGUACCGCAACACAGCAAACCAAUAUGCACACUGCCAGAAAUGUUACUUUGACACCUACAAGCCAGUGCAAUUUGACUCGUAUUCUAUUGAACAGAAAAAAAGUUAAAAGGAAAGAUCUUACAAAUCUUACAAGGUGUGACAAAGAUUAUUUAUCUAGUAUAAAUCAGUAAGAAAUAAUGUUCAUUUAAAAUAUAACAUUUGAUUGAUUAAACAGGUACAGCAAAUUACUUUCAUUAAUAUUCCUUAUCCAGCAGUUGAUUGACAUGAGUAAUUAAUAGUUGUCUGUAUAUAUACUGUAUAUCUCAUGAGCUUGACUUAAACAUGGGGAUGAUAGAAAUUUAUUUAUAGUAAGCUUUGGCUGCACAAAGAAUGUUUUGCCGGAGUUUUAAAGUAUUUUCGUAGUAUUUUGUUAUACUAAACUAGAAGUUAUAAUUAAUGCUUUUGACUAGGUUAGUAGUUUUGAACUUGUUAAAGUUUAAUACUGUGGAUAUAUAUAUGUAUGGUCAAUGUUACCAUAGGACAAUGUCAUGUAUACAUUGUCAUAGGCACUUAAUUUUUUCAAUAAAAGUUUAAUGGCCAUUAUAAUUGUUGUUAAAUACAUUUAACAAAAAAAUAAAUAAAAGUACCAAAUUUU
Messenger RNA from Procambarus clarkii (red swamp crayfish), 1455 nucleotides. Its product is annotated as heat shock protein homolog. Gene Ontology annotation, biological process: protein refolding; response to heat. Lineage: Eukaryota; Metazoa; Arthropoda; Malacostraca; Decapoda; Cambaridae. The record is from RefSeq and is a predicted model, not a curated record. Gene Ontology annotation, cellular component: nucleus; cytoplasm.